GCAGUCUCAGUGAACGUAACAGUCCUCAGUUGCGCUACCCCAUAAUUUCAGUCAGCGAACUUGUUCGAUGUAUGUAAACAGUCACAAAGCCAUCUGGUAAAAUGGUCGUAUAUCAAGUGGUAUUUGUUUCGUGUGAUGCCUGGUAGCUUUUAUUUGACGCUUUAAAAAAGUAGUUAUACCAGCCAUUUGUUCAAGACUAUUCACGAUUAUUAAUGAAUGUUAUGACAAAUCUCGAAAACGUGCGUUUUGCAAGAUUAUUGUUGUUGAAACGAUAAUAAAUGAUCAGGAUUUUUGGGGGGAGAUUUUACUAUGAGAAUGCAGGGUGGAAGGUGAAGUGAUUUUUGUUAAUUGUAUAUAUAUAUUUUUUUUCAAAGUCAACUGACGUGCAACUAGUGUUUCAUUAUAAAAGGGAAAACAAGAGUCAUCAAAUGAUGUACAACAAUGCAACAAAGAAUUUCGCAGUUCCCUAAACUGUGAGAGUAUCCCAAAACAGGACAAAGUGUUCUAACGAAGUUUGAGAAACGAAAUUCAUACAAAUCUAUAGUGAAAAAAUAUAAAAACCUGGGUACUUUAAUGAAUGUAAUAACUAUAAUUACACGUCUCACAAACCUAGAAAAGUUAAGUGUGCUGGAAAACGUGAUUUUGGAAUUUAGUGAAUUUGUUGCUACAGUAAUUGAACAUCUUAAAACGAAAGCAAAAAUAAAGUAUUAGGCAACCUGAACAUAAUAAGUAGCAUAAAUGCUAUGUAAGAAAAACUCAUAUUACUUCAGUGAAACUUUAAUCAAUGAAACGUUUCUGGAGAUACAUUACAAAAUAAUGAUGGUUAUAAGUCACUUAUGAAAGACCUUUUGAAAUCGUUGGAAUACGUGUGAAUAAUAGCAAGAUCAAGACCGCUUCCAUUCUGAACUCCUGAGUAAGAGGAAACGUGAAUAACUACAGGUAUACGAAGACCAAGAUGACAAGUUUGAGAUUUUUCAUAUUCUUUUGUUUUUUAAUAGCCUACGUGACAAAGGGAGUCCAGGCCGGAGCUGGUCUUUACAUGGGACCAUAUUUUCCCUCUCCUCUGCCUACAAACAUCACAGUUCACCAGAAUACGGUUGCAUACCUCCCUUGCACCGUCAGGCAACUUGGGGACAAAUCGGUAUCUUGGGUCCGCCAAAGAGAUGCUGACAUAUUGACGGUCGACCGUUACACAUUCGUAAGGGACGAACGGCUGACCGUACAUUACAUGGCGGAUACGGAGACCUGGACCCUCGUCAUAAAAUACGUCCAGGAGAGAGAUGCUGGAACCUAUGAAUGCCAGAUUUCGACGGAGCCUAAGAUGUCCAAGUUGGUUCACCUGAAUGUCAUCGUCCCUCAAGUUGAAGUAAUCGGCGACGUGGACAAGUACGUGCGCAAGGGCUCCACGGCACGCCUGGAAUGUACGGUCAGCUCCACCGUGCAGCUUCCAGACUACAUCUUCUGGUACCACUCGGGCGAGAGACUUCUCGAGUACGACCACCCGAGGGCGAAGAUAUCAGUUUCCAGGCGGGGAGGUCAAGGCAGUGAGAUGAGCAUCACUUCUACUCUGGUCAUUACAAAGGCCCAGCCAUCGGAUGAUGGAAAUUAUACCUGUUUGCCAUCAAACCUUCAUUCUGCCUAUACCAUUCUUCACGUGCUUAAUGACGAGCAUCCAGCAGCAAUGCAGACAGGAGCUGCCAUGCUGACCAAUCCACCAUCCGUAUGGGGGAUUAUCCUCAUUGUAAUCCUGGCAUUCAUCUUCGUUCAAGGCCAACAAGAUGUUGCUCUCUCGAGUUACGUCCCUGGAUCAGAUAUGGGAGUUCAGAUACUUCACUCGCCAAUGGAAAAUGGAGAAGAAAAAAAGGCUGUCGAUUCCAGAACUGAAUACCUCUCUCAGUCUCUUCUCUUGAGUGCAGCGUGUGUAAGAACCUUGGGUAAUCGGAUAAGAGACUCUCCUCUUCGAAAGAUGCGAAGCAGAUUGCACAGUUUCUGCCCAAAUGGGAUAUUCUUGAGAAGGGUCCUUCAGAGCCGCAUCAAGCAACCGGAACGUUUUGUCAGUAUUGAGGAGAACUCUAUGACAACAAAAGCUAAAGCCACCGACGCAGUUUUUAUAGCCAGUCCUGGAAAGAACUCUCGGCCGUCCCUCCAGAUGUCACUAGUGAUGUUAGUCGUUUCUUGUAACGUUGUUUUGACUGACGACUCUGGGAUGUUACUUAAAUGUUCAUACUGAAUGAAAACAACAGAGAUUCCAAGAUAUAUGGAGUAUAAACUUUCAUUAUGUACGCCUGAAUGAUAUUGAAGAGAUGUAAUUUUACACAUAUUGUAUAUAUAUUUUGUAACAAUGGAAAGAGUUUAUGAUACCAUGAUACUGAUCACAAUCUCUCAUGUAUGAGGAUAUAUAGUUUUUACUUGAUGAAAGUCAUGUCAACCACCCUAGCUUUAAGCCUACAAAGAUAUACCAACAUAAAUAAACUACAGUGUCUUUGUUCUCACGGAUGACUGAAUGAUUAUACGUUAACUGGGAUCGCAAGGACCAAUUUCUCCAACUCCGAAAAAUUUAUUAAUAAAGUCUUACUUUUUUUUUGCCAUCAAUCUCUUACAGGGAACGACCAUGAACACAUGCUGUUCAAAUUAUAUAAACUAAAUCAAUCUUAUCAACAAAUAUAAUUUUGAGUGGCCAUCUUUGAAUGAGAGAAUGUUUUGAAUAAAAAUUUGAUAAAAUCAAAACUCAAUAUUUUACCAAAUAUAAUGCGAGUACUUAAAUGGCAAAAUAUAAUCUUUUUUUUAUACAUAUGAUGACUGUAUUUUUUGGGAAAGUAUAGCUAAGCACUGUUAUUCGAGAAUGCUAUCAAUAUUAGCUAUUUUGUUCAAAUUCUGCGAAAUUCAAAUAAGGAUGGAAGAAAGAAAGUGAUUGUGGUAAUAAACACAAUAACCCCACUAUCA
Messenger RNA from Macrobrachium nipponense, 2943 nucleotides. Its product is annotated as zwei Ig domain protein zig-8-like. NCBI's taxonomy places the organism in Eukaryota, Metazoa, Arthropoda, Malacostraca, Decapoda, Palaemonidae. The record is from RefSeq and is a predicted model, not a curated record. The coding region runs from base 956 to 2230 and encodes 424 amino acids. The transcript is spliced from 6 exons. Gene Ontology annotation, biological process: synapse organization. Gene Ontology annotation, cellular component: neuron projection membrane.